Tripterygium wilfordii is the source of this 1084-nucleotide messenger RNA. RefSeq names its product B-cell receptor-associated protein 31-like. Gene Ontology annotation, biological process: endoplasmic reticulum to Golgi vesicle-mediated transport; intracellular protein transport. Gene Ontology annotation, cellular component: endoplasmic reticulum membrane; endoplasmic reticulum. Bases 54 to 686 code for a protein of 210 amino acids. The transcript has 2 exons. NCBI's taxonomy places the organism in Eukaryota, Viridiplantae, Streptophyta, Magnoliopsida, Celastrales, Celastraceae. The record is from RefSeq and is a predicted model, not a curated record.
ACUCUGGUGUUUUUCUUUUUCUUUUUCUUUUUCUUUCACUCUCAUUGAGGAAGAUGAUUCAGCUUUUGUUUACAGUGAUAUUCUCUGAGAUGGUACUGGUAUUGUUGCUGCUGUUCAAGACCCCAUUGAGGAAGCUAGCGAUCAUGGGCUUGGAUCGCUCGAAGCGCGGUCGCGGGCCGGUCGUGGUCACGACCGUCGCUGGAACGGUAUCUGUGGUGCUAAUGUCCAGUGUGUAUAGUAUGGUGAAGAUCCAGGAGAGAUGGAUCGAUGAAGGUUCCAUCAGUAAUCCGACGGACCAGGUCCUCAUGGCCAAACACCAACUCGAGGCCACUCUCAUGGGUUCAAUACUAUUUCUUGCACUAAUGGUAGAUAGAUUACACCAUUACAUUAGAGAACUCCACAUUCGAAGGAAAAGCAUGGAAGCCAUAAAGAAACAAGCUCGAGGUUUUGAAGAUGGGAAAUCUAUCAGUUCAGAGGAAAUGAAAGUUUUGGGGGAAGAAAGGACUGCAAUGCAGGAGAAACUUAAAAAUCUAGAGUCUGAGUUGGAAACAAAGACAAGAGAGGUGAAUGCUGCAGAAGCUAAUCAGGUUGCUUUAAGAAAUCAAUCUGAAGGAUUCCUGCUUGAGCAUGAUCGGUUGCUCUCAGAGAACCAACAACUACGAAGUCAGCUGCAGUCUUUAGACUAGAAAUUGUCACAUUUUUGAAGAUGGACUGACAUUUUCCCUGAACUGUUCAUUCUAUAUCCGUUCCAGUGUAAAUCAUCUCGCUCUGGAUUCCCGUGGUGAAUUUGUCAGUUUCGCCCAAGUUCUCAUCUAUGGCAUCUUUGUUUUGAAGUUGCUAAAUGAAAGGAUGGGGAAGAGAAAAUAGGAUUUUACGUUGGUCUUCAAUUUAACUCUUUUUUUUUUCUUUUUUUUUCUUUUGGCGGUGAAUAUGCUGAUUUUUUUGGUCUUAUCUUUAGGCGUAAGCAUAUCAAGUAAUAUGCAAUAAAUUAUGGUGAUAGGGAAUCAUGGCUAAAAAGGAAAACAGUCACUCUUUCAUGGAAAAUGAUUCCCUUUGAGGGUCUAUAGUAUCAUUUGGGUUUUUA